GGGCCGCGGUUGCUUUAAAGCGCCCCAGCCGGGCGGCGCGGGGCGGGGCGCUCUCGGAGCCUCGGGGCGCGCAGGGCGCAGCGGCCGGAGCGGGGUCCCCGGAAGCGCCAGCCCGGCGGGCACGGCGGGGCGCCUCCACCUAGGGCGGGGAAGGAGCGGUGGCUACACCCCGCCCGGCUGAGGCGCGGGGGGCCGUAGGGGGUGCGGAGUGGCCCGCGUCGCCGCGGAGAUGGCGCGGCACGUGCGGUGACGGUGCCCGCGCCCCGAGGGUCCCAGCCUCGCGCCCCGCGUCCCCGGGCCAGCAUGGAGCGCCCGGAGCCCGAGCUGAUCCGGCAGAGCUGGCGGGCGGUGAGCCGCAGCCCGCUGGAGCAUGGCACCGUGCUGUUCGCCAGGCUGUUUGACCUGGAGCCUGACCUGCUGCCCCUCUUCCAGUACAACUGCCGCCAGUUCUCCAGCCCAGAGGACUGCCUGUCCUCCCCCGAGUUCCUGGACCACAUCAGGAAGGUGAUGUUCGUGAUUGACACUGCGGUGACCAAUGUAGAGGACCUGUCCUCGCUGGAGGAGUACCUUGCUGGUCUGGGCAAGAAGCACCGUGCCGUGGGUGUGAAGUUCAGCUCCUUCUCGACGGUGGGUGAGUCCCUGCUCUACAUGCUGGAGAAGUGCCUGGGCCCUGCGUUCACACCAGCCAUGCGGGCCGCCUGGAGCCAGCUCUACGGGGCCGUGGUACAGGCCAUGAGUCGAGGCUGGGAUGGCGAGUAAGAGGCAGCCCCUGGCCAGCAGCCCCCACCUGGAGGCCCCCAUCUGUCUGUGUCUGUCUGUUGCUCUGUGCCUGUCGUAGCCCAGCUCCCCUUAGGCCUCCUUGCACCUAGGCCCUUGUCCCCUUGACCACCCUGGAGAGGUGAUGGAGCAGGGCUGGGUCUCAGUCCUCCUCAUCUCCAACUGCAGACAGGGGUGGCUUUUCCUUCAAGAAGGGGCUUCUGGAUUUCCUUGUGUCCGCAGUAGCUUUUCCCUGCCUGCCUUUUCCCCCCUCUAGCAUCCCCUCCUCUGCUAAGAGAGGAGCAAUGUUUGGGUCACAGAGGUGGCACGGGGCUGGGAAGGUGGAGAUCUUUGAGAGCAUGGGCUCUGGUCAUCCAUCCUUCUCAGGUGAGCUGGGCCAAGCAGGGAGUGGGUGGCUGAGCUUCGGGCACCUUCCUAUUUUGCCUGCUUUCCAUUCUUCUCUCUCCCAGGGGUGUCUGCCUUUCAUAAGUAAACAAGAGGGACCAUUUUAGCCUUCAUGGUGAAAUCACAGGUGGUAGGGGCAGGCAAUCAAGAGAACUGCUGGGGAAGGGAGAGCUGACCUGGGUCUGUGAUGGGCUCAGCGGGGUCCCAGGGGCCUGCUUAGAUGUCACGUGACAGAGUAGUUUUUCUUUUGCUGUUUCCAGUUCCCUCCUUCAGUGCUGCUGCUGGGAACUCCUUUAGUACCACUCUGUAGAAGCCAGCUAGCCAGCCAGGGCGGGGCGGGGCUGGGGAAGGUCACGGAAGGAGGGGGAUUUCACUCCAAAGAGGCCUGAGUUCUGGUGGCUGUUCCUCACCACCCCGCCCCAGCAGGGCUGGGGCUCACCUGCCCCACGCUGCCUCUCUGAUGCUGCCCACAUCCACUGCCGGGCACAGCUCCCCACGUUUAAUACCUGGUGUGUGUCUGUACUUAGGCUGCGACAGAAGAGAAAGCAGCAGGGGGGCCCCUCUGCCCUUGCCCAAGCCGUCUGCACUUUUACCUCUUGCUCUGUGCUGUGGUUGUAUAAACUCAUGAGGAAUAAACCUGUUCUGUGUGCCUCUCUGA
Molecule: messenger RNA, 1819 nt
Organism: Neofelis nebulosa (Clouded leopard)
Lineage: Eukaryota; Metazoa; Chordata; Mammalia; Carnivora; Felidae
Gene: NGB
Product: neuroglobin
Exons: 4
Coding region: 304-759 (151 amino acids)
Molecular function (GO): oxygen binding; heme binding
Source: RefSeq, a predicted model, not a curated record